This is a messenger RNA of Chrysoperla carnea, 3779 nucleotides long. RefSeq names its product phosphatidylinositol 3-kinase catalytic subunit type 3 (gene Pi3K59F). The coding region runs from base 50 to 2842 and encodes 930 amino acids. The record is from RefSeq and is a predicted model, not a curated record. Gene Ontology annotation, cellular component: cytoplasm; phosphatidylinositol 3-kinase complex, class III, type II; phosphatidylinositol 3-kinase complex, class III, type I. NCBI's taxonomy places the organism in Eukaryota, Metazoa, Arthropoda, Insecta, Neuroptera, Chrysopidae. The transcript is spliced from 7 exons. Gene Ontology annotation, biological process: autophagy of peroxisome; phosphatidylinositol-mediated signaling; endocytosis. Gene Ontology annotation, molecular function: 1-phosphatidylinositol-3-kinase activity.
AUGUCAAAAUUUUAUUUUGAAGUUAAAUUUUAUAUAAAUUUAAAAAAAAAUGGACGAAUUGGAGGACACUUUCUGUUACGUUUAUAGUUCGUCUUUAGAACAUAGAAUACAAAUAAAAAUUGGAACGUUAGAAGGAAAACGUCAAAAACCUGAAUACGAUAAACUGUUAGCAGAUCCAAUUUUAAAGUUUUCUGGUCUAUACCAAGAAGGUACUGAUAAGUGUGCUGAUUUAAUGGUCGUUUGUCAGAUAUAUGCUGAUAAUCGUCCUUUAGGUUUACCCAUUUCCACAUCUUAUAAAUCAUUUACUUCCCGUUGGAAUUGGAACGAGUGGGUAAUUUUACCCGUACAAUUCUGUGAUAUUCCAAGAACUGCUCAAUUAACAUUAACGAUUUACGAUUGUGUGGGUCCAAAUAAAGUUCAACCCGUUGGUGGUACAACAAUCUCAUUGUUUGGAAAACACGGUGUAUUUCGCCAAGGAAUGUUGGAUUUACGAGUUUGGCCCGGCCAGAAGGCUGAUGGAUCAAAUCCAACUAAAACACCAGGCAAAACAAAGGAUAAUGGUAAAGAACAAAUGCAACGAUUAUCGAAAUUAACGAAAAAACAUCGUAAUGGUCACAUAAAUAAAAUUGAUUGGUUAGAUCGUUUAACAUUUCGUGAAAUCGAAAUGAUUAACGAAAAAGAAAAACGUAAUUCAGACUAUUUAUAUUUAAUGGUAGAAUUUCCACGUGUUUUUGUUGAAAAUGUUCCACAUUAUGUUGUCUAUUAUGAACCAGAUGGCGAUGAAAUUUAUCAAUUUCGUUCACAAGCUGAUAUGGUUACAGUACCAGAUCCAGAAAUAUUACAGGAAAAUUUGGUUGAAAGCAAACACCAUAAAUUGGCUCGAUCACUUCGAAGUGGUGGCAACGACAAAGAUACUAAACCUAACGCCGAUGUACGUGACAUGCUUAACGCAAUCGUAGCAUAUCCAGCCACUGUACAACUGUCAAACGAAGAACAAGAUUUAGUAUGGAAAUUCCGUUUCUAUUUAUCGAAUCAAAAGAAAGCCUUAACAAAAUUCUUAAAAUGUGUCAAUUGGAAGGUAUCCGGUGAAGUACGUCAAGCUUUGGCUAUGCUCCAACAAUGGGCACCAAUGGAUGUAGAAGAUGCUUUAGAAUUAUUAAGUCCGAAUUUCACGCAUCCUGUCGUACGAAGAUAUGCCGUUUCACGGCUUAAACAAGCACCAGACGAAGAUUUAAUGUUAUAUUUAUUACAAUUAGUUCAAGCUUUAAAGUAUGAAAACUUUGAUAUAAUUAACGAAGGAUUUCUUCGAAUUAAACCUACGAACGACGAAUACGAUAAAAAAUUUGAUCCACUCAUCGAUCCAGCUCUAAUUAAAUCGAAUAGCUACAAUAAUAACGUAACCGCUGAUCAAUUAGCGAAUUCGAUGAUUAACAGUGUAAUAGAAGUGCCAAGCGAAAAGAAUUUACUAGAAAAUCCACAAAUUAAUUUAAUCGAUCAUGAUUCUGGUAACACGGAUACUUUACUCGGUGACACAAAUACGGAAAAUGAUAAUGAUAUCGAUGAUCCAAAUACUGCGUGUGAUUUAGCCGCAUUUUUAAUACAACGCGCAUGUAAAAAUUCAACGUUAGCUAAUUACUUUUAUUGGUAUUUAUUAAUUGAGUGCGAAGAUCAAGAACCGACCACGCACGUGGCAAAACAAGAUAGUAAAGUGAAGGAAAUGUAUUUAACAGUCAUGCGAACAUUUUCACAAACAUUAAUGAAAGGUAACCCCGAUUGGCAACAUCGUCGAACGAUUUUAACGAAACAGCAAAACUUUAUACAUAAUUUAGUUAAAUUGGUUAAAACGGUUUCAAGAGAACGUGGUGAUCGUAAGAAAAAAUGUGAGAGAUUACAACAGUUAUUAGCCGAUACGGAAACAUUUAAAUAUAAUUUUGUUAAUUUUGAUCCAAUUCCAUUCCCACUGGAUCCUGAUGUACAUAUUAAAGGAAUUAUUCCAGAAAAAGCAAGUUUAUUCAAAUCGGCGUUAAUGCCAUCGAGAUUAACGUUCUUAACGACGGAUAACAAGGAAUAUGUUGCCAUAUUUAAACAUGGCGAUGACUUGAGACAGGAUCAAUUAAUCUUACAAAUGAUUACGUUGAUGGAUAAGUUAUUACGAAUGGAAAAUCUCGAUUUGAAGCUGACACCCUAUCGAGUACUCGCAACAUCUACAAAACAUGGUUUCCUUCAAUAUAUUGAAUCAAAAACAGUGGCGGAAGUAUUAAAUACUGAAGGUUCAAUACAGAAUUUCUUUCGAAAACAUCAUCCUUCAGAAACGGGUCCAUAUGGUAUCGCACCGGAAGUUAUGGACACGUAUGUACGCUCCGUGGCUGGAUAUUGUGUGAUCACGUAUUUAUUAGGUGUUGGCGAUCGACAUUUAGAUAAUUUAUUGCUAACGAAAAAUGGGAAAUUAUUUCAUAUUGAUUUUGGUUAUAUUUUGGGACGUGAUCCAAAACCUUUGCCACCACCGAUGAAGCUUAGCAAGGAAAUGGUUGAAGCGAUGGGUGGGCCACAAUCAGAACAUUAUCAAGAAUUUAGGAAACAAUGUUAUACGGCAUUCUUACAUUUACGAAGACAUUCAAAUUUAAUGUUAAAUUUAUUCUCAUUAAUGGUUGAUGCCAGUGUACCAGAUAUUGCAUUAGAACCUGAUAAAGCUGUACGAAAAGUUCAAGAUAAGCUACGUUUAGAUUUAGGUGAUGAAGAAGCUAUUUUAUAUUUACAAAGUUUAUUAGAUAUGUCUGUAACGGCUGUAAUGGCUGUACUUGUUGAACAUAUACAUAAAUUUGCACAAUAUUGGCGAAAAUAAAUAAAUACCUACAAUCAAAAUCAUUUAUAACGACAUUUAACAACUAUCUUCUGUGAGAAAUGUGAUUAAUCGCCAAUUUGGUGAGUCUUUCACUAAAAAUCAACUUCUUUGCCUCAAUACGACUCGCUAGUGUUCCAACUUCUCUUUUACGAUCCAAUUUUCAUUUAUCCUCGAAGAAGGGUAAUUUUAAUGAGAGAAAAAUACCAAAUGAACUCCCUAGUAAAAUAAUAAUUCCUUGAUUAGUAACCAUUCCUUGAUUUAUUAAAUUACGAAGUAUCUUGUCAUAAGAAUGACACGCUUAGGUGAAAGGAGCUUCAAUCUCUUAAACAUCAGGGUGGUCUGGUAUCCUCGAUUGGAAAUUUGACAUGUCAAGGACGCACUUCGAGUCUUAAAUAGCGCAACUUAAAGUUCACUUCUUUGCCCUUAAAAUGAGCUCUGGUAGAACCCAAAAGUGUCAAGGGAUAAGAAUAUUACAGCCUGGAAAUAUUGUGUAUUUUUAACGAAAUAAAAAAUAUUGCGUUUUUAUAUUUUCGGCGUAUAUUUGUAUAACCAUUCAGUCGAGAUCUUGUUAGAUCGUCUUAAAAACCGCUUCGUAAUUAUAAGCGAUGUCGCUAUAACCGAUUUUGACUGUAAAUAAUACGAUUCUUUUUGUUUGUUUGUUUGUUUUUUUUUGUAUAGACCUUUUCAUUUUAAAUAAUGAUUCUGUUUUGUUUCGGGUCGUAUAUCAAAAAACUAUUCAAGUAAAGAAAUAUCAAAUUUAUUAACAUUGUUUGACAAAGAUGAAAUAUAUGAAAUUUUUUGCCCGAAACAAAGAGCGAAUCGGUGAAUAAGACUAUUGUGAUCUUGUAAUUAUUAAAAUAAAAGAUGUUUAUUUUUAGUUAAUUUUAUAUUUAAUUAUCGAUUAUUUUACGGGAAUCAAUAAAUACUGUUUCUAAAA